Molecule: messenger RNA, 333 nt
Organism: Fusarium keratoplasticum
Lineage: Eukaryota; Fungi; Ascomycota; Sordariomycetes; Hypocreales; Nectriaceae
Exons: 4
Coding region: 1-333 (110 amino acids)
Cellular component (GO): cytoplasm
Source: RefSeq, a predicted model, not a curated record
AUGGUGCUCCCGCUCUUGUCUGAUGCCGCUGUCGCUCUCUGGCCUGGCACGUCUAAAGACUUUUUUCUCUUGCAGCUCCUCGACCUGCUGACUCUGGGACUCUGGUCAAAGGUCGGACGGUUGACGCAUUAUGCCUUCGACGCCGUUCUCAUCUCGGCUUUCCUCGCUGGAAUGAAGCGAUCGACCGGUUUGACUUUCAAGACGGACAAGGUCGCUGGCGAGAACAAGGAGGUUUCCGGCUGGAUCACCAAGUACCUGGGAGUUGGUGAAUGGGUCAUGGAUCAGUCUGUCGCCAUUGCCGGCUCGAGCGGCUUCUUUGAGCGAACUCGAUGA